CGAGCUUCCGAGCUUCUCGACCUCGUUUGCAUUCACUUUCUCAUAACCUUAAUCAACUAUUCAUAAGUUGCACUUUCUGCACAAUAUACUUUCUUUUGUAAAUAAUCUUUUUUGGUUUUCAUGAUGGAAUGGUCUUCAAAAUCUGCUUCAAGGGCAUACCUUGAUACCCUUCAACUGUGCGAGAAUAAAAAGAGAGAAGAUGGGAUAUGGAGAGUUGGAAAUCCUGAAAGCAAUGAACUUAUAUCAGCAUUAGCAGCGGGAAUGAAAGCGAAACUGAUGGUGGAAGUGAGUUCUUGUGUGUCCCUAUAUACCAUAGCUCUAGCAGUUGCUGCAAGACAAACUGGUGGGAGAUUGAUCUGUGUUAUCCCUAAGUCAGUCCUUGAUGAAUCCAAAGAAGCCAUCAUGAACUCAGGUCUUGAAGAGCAAGUAGAAUUUAGAACAGAAGAACCUUCAAAGCUACUAUCUUUCUAUCAUAACAUUGAUUUCUUUCUAGUUCAUUGCAAGGAUGACAACUACUCAAGGUUGCUCAACUUGGUAGAUGUUAGUAUGAAAAGAUCAGUAAUAGUAGUGGCAAAGCAUGUGCUUUCUCAUCAAAAAGGGCUAAGAUGGUAUAUAAGAGGAAAACAUGAAAAAUCACAAGUAAGAUCUCUAAGCCAUCCUGGGAAUGCCAUGGAAGUUUCAAGGAUUUGCAUGAAUGAUGACAGUGAUAAGAAAAGAAGAAAAAGUUCAUGGAUUGCAAAAUUUGAUGAGGAGAGUGGUGAAGAACAUAUUUAUAGAGUACCUCAGGUUCAUUGGUUCUGGAGUUGA
Messenger RNA from Vigna radiata var. radiata (mung bean), 807 nucleotides. RefSeq lists its product as uncharacterized. The transcript has 2 exons. NCBI's taxonomy places the organism in Eukaryota, Viridiplantae, Streptophyta, Magnoliopsida, Fabales, Fabaceae. Bases 121 to 807 code for a protein of 228 amino acids. The record is from RefSeq and is a predicted model, not a curated record.